AUGUUCGUGUUCAAGGCGAUCAAGGAGUUCUUGGGACGCCAUAAUUCCUCCUCUCCUUCCAGUCGAGCGACAUCUGAAGAACCCGACAACGCAGUCACCGAUGACUCGCCUACAAUUGCAAAGGUACGAGAUAAGGGCGAGACUGAAUUGCACGAUAUUGCGGCCAAGUUGGAUAUGUCCAUUGCAGCGAAUCCGGCGAUGAAGAGCCACGACCAUCCCUCCGACGACUAUUUUCCGCGCAUGUACAAACAAUUCCGGCAUGGCUUCAGCACCUCCAGAGGCUCAUGGGACAGCCGUUCUUGGAUGGCCUUCGACAUGUUCAAAUGGUCCGAAAUCUACACUGCGGAGCGAGAUGCUGGGCUGCUUCCCACAGACCAAGAUCACGGUUCGCUCCCGAUGCACUGGACACUGUGUAUGGCCAUGAUACUGUACAUGGUCCUGCUCGUGACGAGGCAAAGCCUGGACUGUAUCAUGAAGGACAUUCUACGGAGGCUCAAGGACUUUCCACACCUGGCCACCACUCGCCUGCGACUCCAGACACCGGAGAUGCGGCAGCUCAGAUACGCGGAAAGGCAGACCGUGAGAGGCUCGGAGGCAUUUAACCGGUCGCUGGGAAAUAUGGCGCUUGAGCUUUCGGUUGCGCUGGGGAAGGUCAAAAAGGUACACGGCAAUGAUGAAGCUGAGGAAGAGGUCAGGCGGAUACCAAUAUGUGAGGUGCUGCGACGCGAAAUCCACACAGAACAUCCUCAGCUGGAACUCCCAGAUCUGACCAUGCCAGUGAUGGAGGUUUGA
This is a messenger RNA of Cladophialophora immunda, 792 nucleotides long. RefSeq lists its product as uncharacterized. The coding region runs from base 1 to 792 and encodes 263 amino acids. The transcript has a single exon. NCBI's taxonomy places the organism in Eukaryota, Fungi, Ascomycota, Eurotiomycetes, Chaetothyriales, Herpotrichiellaceae. The record is from RefSeq and is a predicted model, not a curated record.